UUGAUAUAUUUUUAAGUAUUAGUUUUUUAAGAAAAUAUUUUAUAAUAUAAUCGGUGUAGUUGAAGGGGUUGCAGUUAAGAGGGCGUAUGACAUCAAAUUUUAGUCGAGAGUGAGUAAACAAUUUUAGUUGCCAUUUGCCAAAUACCAAUACAGAAUACUAGUUUACAGUUUAGUGUUUACACUUUAGUCUUUACAAUACUGAAUACAUUUGCAAUUUGCAUUUUGCAUUGUAGUCUUACACUUCCAGUAGAUCAAUUCAAUUUAUUUAUGGUCUUGAAAUGUUUUUUAUUAAAAGAUACCAAAAACGUACAAUAAACAUGGGACAAUUUAUUAUUAAUUAAAUAUCGAAUACACAUAUAUAUUUUUAUAAGCCGUGAUUAAAAUUCCAAAGGUAAAGUUAUCUUAAGAUGUCGAGCAACUCCCUUUUAUUUUCCAUAAAUAAUGAGGGAAAGGUAUAUGCUCUUCCUACUAAUGGAUCCUGUUGGAGAGAAUUCAUGUAUUUAGGUUUGGAGUUCAAAACGCUAUCAGCUGUGCCCCAUUUUUUAUGGGCUGUAGGAGGUGAUCGGCAAAUAUAUUUACAUGUUCAUGGCUUAGAGAUUCCAAUAAGAGUCAAAGAAGAGUCAUAUGAAAAUGAGCGUUGGCUGCCCUUGGAGGGAUUUAGUGGCCGGCUAUUGCCUACAGAUCGCUAUCACUUUUCGUCUCAAGAUGGUACAAAAGACAGAUCUAUUGACUGUAUUCGAUUACCAUCAAUGGCUUGGCAAUGGGAAGGAGAUUGGCAAUUGGAGUUAACCUUAGAUGGUCAGCCUCUAGAUCAUGAUGGGUGGAGUUAUGCUGUCGACUUUCCUGCUCAAUUUGGACCAGUUAAGCAAUGGAAGUCUUGUGUCCGCAGGCGAAAAUGGAUAAGGUACAGAAAGUUUAGUGCUAUGAAUUCUUGGUGUGCAAUAGCACCAUUACACAAAGAUCCAACUCAGGAACCUUUCAUUGAUGUGAGUAUUGGUGGUAAUCAAAUACCCUAUGCUGCCCCUGGCACUCUCGCUGUUUGGGCCAUAACUGCUCAAGGUAGAGUUAUGUACAGAGCAGGAGUAAGUACUACCUCACCAGAAGGAUUAAAAUGGAUAAAUGUAAGUAUUCCACCAAACUGUGAUAUAAAACAAAUUUCUGUAGGCCCAUCUGGCUUAGUUUGGGCUUUGUUAUGGUCUGGCAGAGCAAUAGUACGUAAAGGUAUUAGCAAAGAUUGUCCAACAGGUGAAGCUUGGUUAGAAGUGAAAUCACCUAAUGAGACAAAGUUAACUGUUGUGUCUGUUGGACGAAAUGUUGUGUGGGCAGUAAGUGCGGACACAAGAGUAUGGUUUAGGAAAGGAAUAGAUGGAAAUGCUUCAGGAUGUUCAGAAAUGGCUGCUAUGGGUAAUGGGUGGUUAGAAAUAAAUGGAAAUAUGGUACACAUUUCAGUGGGAAUAAAUGACCAAGUAUUUGCAAUUGGAGGAUCAAACAAAAGUGUUUAUUGGAGAAGUGGAAUUAAUGCUAAUGAGCUGACAGGCAAGAGAUGGAGAAUGGUGCAAGCCAAUAUGCAAGUUAGUCGAACAUCAAGUGCUACUAGUAUAGUGUCUUCAGCAUCAAAUCAGAAACACCAAAGUUUAAGUUUACUUAAUGAAAACACUCCAGAACUGAAGUCCAAUAUAAAUUUACGGAAUUCAUGGGAGGAAUCACACUCUGCCCCAAUAGAAAAUACCCUACCUCUUAAACCCUCAAAGGAAUUAAAGCAAAAAAUUAGCAUGAAUGUAGAAAAUAUGGAUAUGACCGGUAAAAGUUACGAGACUACCUUAAAAAAUCCUAGAGCUUGGAGCCCAGUUCGAAGUGUGGGCUCCGUUGUUGGAAUGGAGGCACAACCAGACAGUGACAGUAGUGUUUUUGACCUUGAUUCUGGGAUGUUUUUUGAUGAAGAAGUCAGCCAAACUGCAUGGGGAACCUGUGAUGUGGCUUGGAGUUUUGUUGCAGCUGGUGCAUGCUCUCUUGAUUCAGUACAACCACCUCAUUGGUUCAGUGAUUCUCAAAAUGUACAUAAUACUGACAUAGUAGCUAAAUGGAGAUUGCAAAUAUUAGAUGAAUUAAAAACUAGAAAUAACAGUUUAAGUAUAGAUGUUACCAAAUUUGGUAUAGCUAUUGAAGAAAAAGGUUGGACCCGUAGUUGUGAGUCAAGAAUAGUUAACUAUAAUAACACUAGUGAGGAUUGUAUAAUAUCUCUUUAUUGGCAUGCUUCUGAAAAUACGGGAACACUGUCAGUUUUCCAACCUGAUGGUACUAUUAAAUUUAUAUUUAAUCUCAGUGAAGUAACUAGUAUUACAUCUUGUUCUGAACCAGGUAGUCCUCGAGUUUCUCUAACAAUACCCAACCAAAGCAGUCAAAUAUUAAAAAUUCAAUUUAUCUCAGAAAUGGAACAAGAAGAAUGGCUCAAUGUAUUAGUAGAUAUUAUAUCUCAGAUUUAUGGACACUCAGGAAGACCAUCAGAAAGUUCAGUGUGGGUAGUUACAAAUUCAGGAGAUGUAUUGAACUGGGAUCCUGCUCCAGCACUUUUAACCGCUGAAAAAAGUGCUGGUAAUUAUACAAAAGAAUUUCAGCUGUUUGGUAAAGACAUACAAAAGGGAUACACAUGUAUGUUGUACAAUAAUUUUCCUCCUGGUAGUACUUUAAAAGUCGCAGGUUGUUUGUUUGACGACAUUAACAGAUUUCAUAUAAAUUUACAAGGUCCAGAAAUAGUAAAGCAGACACAUAAAAUUGAAACUGAAGUAACUGAAAUUCCAUUCCAUUUAAACAUGCGAUUUGAAGAGGGUGCUGUUGUUUGCAACACAAAAAAAUCUGGUCACUGGGGACCAGAAGAACGGUAUCAACUUCCUUUAAUUCCUGGUCAAGAAUUUACCAUAAAGAUUUUAUGUGAUACAGCUGGAUUUACUGUCACUGUGAAUGAUAAACAUUUUUGUUUCUUUAAACAUAGAUUAAGCCCUGAAAACAUAACAUCUGUUAAUAUUUUUGGUCCUUUGAAAUUGUUCAAUAUGGAAUAUUCUUCAACAAGUAUCAUUAUUGGCCCUGACGAAAUGUUUUGGAAAAUGAUUGGUGGCUAUUUAAGAAAAGUAGAAUGUUGUGCAAAUAAUAUUGUUUGGGGACUAUCUCAUGAUCAUAGAGCAUGGGUGUAUACGGGCGGUUGGGGUGGUGGACCCUUAAAAGGCCUUGGUAGUACAGAUGGAAUACACGCUAUGACAGACACGCAAACAUAUUGUAUAUAUGAAAAUCAGAGGUGGAAUCCUUUAUCUGGGUACACUUCUACGGGCCUACCGACUGAUCGCUACAUGUGGAGUGACAUAACAGGCAAACAUAAACGAACCAGGGAGCACACGAAAUUGUUAAAUCGUCACUGGCAUUGGAUUUCAGAAUGGAUGAUAGACUACAACACACCAGGUGGGGUUGAUAGUGAUGGAUGGCAAUAUGCCACAGAUUUUCCGGCGCCCUAUCACGGGAAGAAAAUCUUUACAGAUUGUGUACGACGACGCCGUUGGUAUAGAAAGGCACAAAUUAAUACAGAAGGCCCUUGGAUUCGCGCUGGAUCCACUGCAUUACUAGAUUUAUCACUGUGGGCUGGCAAUGAUAAGGACGUAUCGGUUUGGGCUGUAACUCUAGGCGGUGAAGUUAUAUAUAAAACCGGAGUCACUGCAGCUACACCUGUUGGGAAUCAUUGGGAACACAUCAACAGCCCACAGGCUCUAGUCGCUAUAAGUGUUUGCAACAACAUUAUUUGGGUGGUGGGGAGGAAAGCAGAACUUUACUAUAGAGAUGGAAUCACCAAAGAGAACCCCGCAGGAACAAGUUGGAGGCUUAUAGAAGCACCUAAGGGCAGUAUUGGGGGUAGUCAUAAAUCGGGCGCUGGGGCCAAGAUGGUUUCAUUGUCUUCGACGUCUGCGUGGGUCCUCCUCACGAAUGGAGGUUUAGCUGUAAGAACUGAUAUUUCUCCAUUGGAACCUUGUGGAAAGCAUUGGAAAUAUAUCACAGAUUGUGACGUCACAUACAAACAUGUAUCAUGCAAGGAUCAAGAGGUUUGGGCGGUGCGAUCUGACGGCUCUCUGCAUAGAAGACUUGGUCUCACCACAGACAACGUAUUAGGAGUAGCUUGGCAACUUAUUUUGAAUGUUCCUUGUGUUUAUGUAUCCGUAAGAGGCUCGUAGUUUAUAUCGUUAUAAUUAUUUUUUUGCUCAUUAACUAUAUUCCAAGUAAGCCUUAAAUAUAAGUUUAAACUGCGGUUAUUUUUCGCACAAGCAAUGAUAUUAAUAUAUUUUACUGUUUAUAAUUUGAUCUCCUUUAUAUUUUGUGUAAGAAACAUUCCUAACAGGUUAGUGAUAUAUCACGAAUUCCAUGUUUACCGAUUUAUGAUCUUGUAAAAGACUACAAAUAACAAUACUGACUGCAAACAAUUUAUGGAUUUGAAUGACUUAGCUUUUUUUUAUCAACUUUACAAGAUGCAGCCAAGGCAAAAGCUACCGCUCGCGCUGCCUUGACCUCAUGUGAAGAGUUAAAAUUUCGUCGCCACGUUCAGGCGGAUCGGUCGCCUCCGGCCUCAUGUCAGGUCACACACUAACAAAAUUGACAAAAAUAUGAAAAAAAUCUCUUCUCUUCCUUUUUCGCUUGUUGAAAUCAUUCACUAAAUAGUAUUAAUAAUUAACCUACAGCUUAUUCUGCGUCUAAACUGCGUGGCUUCACUUGAACAAUUGUUCGACCUAUGUCUCUAGGCAAGCAGGCUCAUUCUUCUUAAAUCCUCUAAUGCUAACAUACACUCUUAACUUGAGCGGGUAUUGUACAAGCUCCGAUGUAAAAUAUUGAUGUAUUAUCUAUUGCGUUAUUUUUAUGGAAGAUUAUUCAUGUAUUUGAAAAAGUAACACUAACAUGUCGUAAAAACCAAAUGCAUUUUUUCUGGACUAUUUAGCAUCUGGGCUCGUUUAUUAAUAAGAAAUGUCUAUGGAUUUGGAAAUUCUCGUGAAAUGAAAGUCGAAUUUGAACAGUAUUGUUAUUUGUUGGCUUAUUAGCUUAUAAUUAAUGUACCUACUCUUUUUAGAUGUCAAAUACUUGAUAAUUCUGGUUGGUUCAAUGCAACAAUUAUUACGAAUCAUAAUUAUGUAGCAAAAUAUUUUUUUAAAUUAGUCUAUUAUGAGGUAUUAUUAAACUAGCUAUUCUCUAGUCAACAAUUAUUUAUAGAUAUGCGAUAUAAGCGAUGUUAUAAUGAAAAGAAAAAUUAAAAAAAAAAACAACCAGUGCGCUUUUAGACCAGGGAAGAAGCCUUUAAAAAUAAUAAAAAGUGAAAAAAAAAAUAGUAGGAUGAAAGCCAUUAAUUCUCAUAAUAAAAAAAAAUUCUCAUAAAUUUUUCAUUUCUACUAUUAUUUUUUUUGCUUUCAAAAAUUAUCGACUAUGGUCUAUUUAUAAAUGUAUUAAGAAAUAAAUAUCUAGUAACAUUUUAUCAAGUAA
This is a messenger RNA of Pieris napi, 5502 nucleotides long. RefSeq names its product tectonin beta-propeller repeat-containing protein (gene Pex23). Gene Ontology annotation, cellular component: membrane. The record is from RefSeq and is a predicted model, not a curated record. The transcript is spliced from 6 exons. The coding region runs from base 408 to 4211 and encodes 1267 amino acids. NCBI's taxonomy places the organism in Eukaryota, Metazoa, Arthropoda, Insecta, Lepidoptera, Pieridae. Gene Ontology annotation, molecular function: carbohydrate binding.